CUCGAAUUUUGACGAACUCUGUCAUAAACACAACAGAACAGGCCUGACCUAAACAAGGCUAGGUACGUUAGCGACCAUAGCUAACAGCCGAACCUGGAAAGUUCGGCUCCACGUCUUACUUGACAGCACAUUAAAAGUCGGACCCGGGGCUCGUCUAACGUCAUGUGUUGACCUCGGUUGCCGUGGUAACAGUACGGAAGUUGAUCUGUGCACAAGAAGCGUCUCGUUACUCUGAAACAUGGCAGUGCAGAGUUGGAUUGAUAUUCUAAGAUUAUCCAAGAAAACAGCUUUGAUACACGACGAAAAAAGGAAGAUCCACUACCUCUUUCCAGAUGGAAAAGAGAUGGCAGAAGAGUAUGACUUGAGCACAGAUGAACUCAUUGUACGAAAGUGGCGUAAUAAAAGCACACUCGGAGCUCAGACCCAAUGGCGGAUAGAAGUUGGGGAACCACUCAUCAGCCCUGUCACUUCUUUGGACUCUGACGUGAUCAAGGAGAACUGCUCUAAUCCUAUUUUUAUGCAGAAAAACACACAAACCAGCUUUCAGUGGAGAAUCCGGAAUCUUCCCUACCCCAAAGAAGUGUAUAGUGUUGCCGUGGAGCCAUCUGAGAGAUGUAUCGUCAUAAAAACCUCAAACAAAAAGUAUUAUAAGAAGUUCAGUAUUCCUGACAUGGAUCGCUGUCAGUUGCCAUUGGACAGCUCCGCACUCAGCUUCACUCAUGCCAACAGCACUUUAAUUGUCAGCUACAAGAAACCUAAAGAGAUCUUAACCCUUGAGCAGGACCUACUGAAGGAGCUGAAGAAGAUAAAAGCGACCGGUGAAGGAGACGUCAACUGCAAAACUCAGUGAGCGCUGUCUGUUGGAAGAGAACAAUUGUUUGUUGCAGAAGAAUCUCAAAGCCUUGUUUUCAAGUCAUCGGUGAGGACCGGUGCCUUUUCGACCUUCUAACUGAAGUCCAAUGAUUAAAGUUUUUAGUUAUAAAACUUGUGCCCUCUUAAUUUCAUAUAGGCAUGUUUAUCAAAUUCUAAUAUACGUGUGUUGUGGUCUUACAACCAGAUUUAUUCACUUGGCCCCUGAGCAGUAAGAAUGUAUUUAUUUAAUAUAAAAAUACAUGUACAAAUUUGAUUAAAGAAAAAUCUUUCUAAGAAUUUGUUCACAUUCCAAAACUAUGUUGAACUUCUCGUUACCAAACCUACAAGGGAACAAUUUUGAUGGGUGUCGCAUAACCCGCAACCUUCCUUUCAUUGAUGUCCUUGUAAAACACUCAAAACACACACAAUGCCCCAUCCCUGUUUGUUCCAGGGUCACUGUUACGAGCACAUCCCAUUUGUGUUAACUGAAUAACCUCAUGUUCCUUGCAUGUAGUGGGCCACCCUGAAAGCCAUUACUGAAACUAGUGUAUCUGCCUCCCAAUACAACAGAGGCCUCGUUUGGACAUAACAGUCUCCAGCUCAUACUCCAAAGACACGAGUUAGAAACAAGCCUUUGACGUCUGAGAGACAAAGAUAAAGUCGCCGUUUUAACAUCCUUGGGAUUUGACAGUUUUUUUUCAUCGGGUUCCAUUAAAACACUGUCCAGUCAGAAAUACUUAGAGAGUGGAUAAAAAAAGGCCACAGCUGAGACAAUGAAAUUUAAAUAUAGAUUGUUUCAACCUUAUGAUUCCUUGCAUUUUUUUCCACUUCCAAACCCAGAGAACAAGUGCAAAAAGCACAGACAGAAACCACACGUCCUUCUCACCAUUGUGCUUUGUCUUCUUCCAGCUGGGACGACAGAAAUACAAACAUUUUAAAAGCAGUCAGUCCUUUGGUUUUGCGUACUCUUGUGAGGGACCUGAUGGUACUUUUAUACAGAACCAAACACUGCGUCCUGUAUAUAUCUGACUGUACGUUUGAGGGGCCAAGGUUUGAUUGUACAAAACAUGUAAAAACUUCCAGCUGUUGCGAACGUAUUAAAUACUAUAACUACA
Messenger RNA from Betta splendens (Siamese fighting fish), 1967 nucleotides. It is a transcript of the gene dpcd, whose product is annotated as deleted in primary ciliary dyskinesia homolog (mouse). Bases 239 to 850 code for a protein of 203 amino acids. Lineage: Eukaryota; Metazoa; Chordata; Actinopteri; Anabantiformes; Osphronemidae. The transcript is spliced from 7 exons. The record is from RefSeq and is a predicted model, not a curated record.